AUGGCUUCAUCACGGGCUGAAGCCAAACCGAAGGCGGCCAUCUACCGCUCAAAUUGCCCACCGACCAAUUAUCCCACAAACGUCUCUCUGUCACAAUUUCUCGUCGAAACCAAUCCAGAACAAAUUCAAGACAACAAGGUCACUUUGGAGGACAACUGGACCCGGAAACGCGUUACUUACGGCGGUAUACGUGAGGCCGCCUCGAAAGGCGCAUGGGGCCUCCGUCGAACACUCGACUUCCAACGUGGCGACGUCGCGGCGAUCCUCUGCCCCAAUGCCGUUGACUGGAUGGUGUUUGCGCACUCUGCUUUGUGGGCAGGAGGGAUUGUUGGUGCAAUCAACCAUCUGGCCUCCGCUCCCGAGCUCGUGCAUUACCUCCAAGUGUGUUCACCAAAAGUGGUGGCUGUCUACAGGGACCUGCUCCCAGUGCUUCUGGAGGCGCUGUCCUUGAUGAAGCUUCGGCGAGACAAGUAUCCAAAGAUCGUAUCAUUGUGUGGUCGUGCAGCUGAUCUGCCACUGUUUCCGGAUGAUAUCAGCGGAAGUGCAGCACACGAGGCAGUUCCACCCCUAGAUUUGACCAACGAAGACAGCCGCAAAGUGCCUGCGGUGAUACUUUUCAGCUCGGGAACCACGGGCAAUCCAAAAGGCGCUUAUCUUUCCCACCAUGGCAUCAUUUCCCACCUUUUGGCGACGCGCAUCGCAGACCCGGACGUAUACAACGGAGAGCAGAGAGAGGUCUUCUUUCCACCGCUUUGUCAUUUGUAUGGCUUCAACGUCGUUGCCAUAGCGUCUGUCUGGUUGGGCAACUACACGCUCCUGAUGAAAACCUACACCUUUGAGGAAUUCAUCCAACGAUCCUCGGAGAUCCGUUGCACUUGGAUGCACGUGCUUCCACCGGUGGCGGUGCGCCUGGCUAAAAGCCCCUUGACCCAAAGCCUGGAUUUGCAAAGUCUCAGAACGAUCAUUUGCUCGGGUUCGCCGCUCGGCGAAGACCUCGUGGCAGUCUUACGGAGACGGGCUCCGGAAGUGGUCAUCACUCAGAAAUACGGCUCGACGGAAGCCACGGUGACCUUUUUGAAGAGGAGCGUCGCAAACAGCCGCGGGGCGAGCAUCGGAAAGCUGUACCCAGACAUGGAAGCACGUGUCGUUGACGAUGACAUGCUUGAUGUUGAGCCUGGCAAGGUUGGGGAACUGUUAGUGAGGGGUUCAUCUGUCUUUAUGGGCUACAAAGACAAUCCGACAGCUACACGCGAAGCUUUCCACGACGGCUGGGUAAGAACAGGAGACCUCGUCCGCUGCGAUGAAGAAGGGUACUUUUACAUCACUGGCAGAAAGAAGGAACUCAUCAAGUACAAAGGGUUUCAAGUGGCACCCACCGAGCUCGAGGAGAUUUUGACUUCCCAUCCCUUGGUUCAGGAGGCCGGGGUAACAGCACAUUAUGACGAGGCACAGGCGACCGAAGUUCCCAAUGCGUAUAUCACGUUGGCGGAUGGGACUCGAGGACGUCAGGACGCCAAGGUGCUGGCGGCAGAGAUCCGCGCCUACGUGGACGGCAAGGUCGCUCCCUAUAAGCGGCUUCGCGGGGGCGUUGUCUUCCUCGACACUAUGCCGAAAACCAACAGUGGGAAGAUCCUACGGCGACUGUUGUCCAAGGCGAAACGCAUCUCGACUUCAGAAUCAAAGCUCUGA
This is a messenger RNA of Cladophialophora immunda, 1689 nucleotides long. RefSeq lists its product as uncharacterized. The record is from RefSeq and is a predicted model, not a curated record. Gene Ontology annotation, biological process: secondary metabolic process. Gene Ontology annotation, molecular function: CoA-ligase activity. Lineage: Eukaryota; Fungi; Ascomycota; Eurotiomycetes; Chaetothyriales; Herpotrichiellaceae. Bases 1 to 1689 code for a protein of 562 amino acids. The transcript has 10 exons.